Molecule: messenger RNA, 1557 nt
Organism: Aspergillus calidoustus
Lineage: Eukaryota; Fungi; Ascomycota; Eurotiomycetes; Eurotiales; Aspergillaceae
Source: the annotation of a GenBank genome assembly
ACCCUCUAUCACGGAUAGCCCCAGAUAGCAUACCCCGAAAACAAUAGCAUAGCUGUGGCCAGCGAGGUAUAAGUAACUCGUGGAGGAUCGGGCAGAUAGGUCUCCAACUCCAGUUCCAGCACCAGCCUCAGCUUCUCUAUCAUCAAGGAAUCGAGUACCACUCUCACUAUCCUCAACUUAGUAGCACAUCACAUCACAAUGGCCCCAGCCGCCCUCCUCCCCACCCCUGUGGAAUCCACCACCACCACAACACCACCUCUCCCUCUCCCGAUAACCGCCCCAACCGUAACCGGCCCAACAACCAAAAAAGCCACACGCCCAACACACCCCCUCCCCCGCUCAUUGAUCGAAAACGCCCGAAUCCCCGACGGCGAAAAAGUCCCUUUCACUCCAUCCGUGCACCUCGCCUACGAGCCCCCUUCCAAGAUCUACAAAAUGGCCGAUUUCGGCCUCGAGGGCGCGGGCAUCUCACCGAAUGCCAUCUCAGAGCCGUUUCCGCUCUUCACGCCCGAGGCGAUUCGGCAGAUGCGUGGCGAGAUCUUUAGUGAGGCGGUCCUGGAGCAUUGUCGGUUCAGUUCGAGCUUUUGCGCGAAUAUGAUUCGCGGGAUGGGGCAUGUCCGCGCACCAUUCAUCUACGACGUCUGGAAAUCCCCCGACGUCCUCUCCAAGAUCUCCGCCGCAGCAGGCAUAGACCUGAUUCCAGCCUUUGACUACGAAAUCGCCAACAUCAACGUUGCCGUGAGGGGCGAAGACGAUGACCUUGACGCCAGCACCAACACGACCAACCUGGCCGUCAAGAAUGUUAAUGAGGAUGCUGACGUCCCCGCCUUCGCCUGGCACUACGACUCCUUCCCGUUCGUCUGCGUAACCAUGCUCAGCGACUGCAGCGGGAUGGUCGGCGGCGAAACCGCAAUCCGGCUCCCCGAUGGCUCGAUCAAAAAAGUCCGCGGCCCCGCGCAGGGGUACGCGGUCGUUAUGCAGGGGCGGUAUCUCGAGCACCAGGCGCUGAAAGCCCUUGGUGGUCGUGAAAGGAUUAGUAUGGUUACGCCGUUUCGGCCGCGGGAUGCGAAUGUAAGGGAUGAGGUGAUUCUUGUGGGGACGCGCGGGAUAAGUGACUUGGGCGAGAUGUAUCCGCAGUAUUUUGAGUAUCGGAUGGAGGUUCUUGAGGAGAGGGUGAGGGGGGUUAUCAAGGCCGAGAGGGGGAGGGGGAGAAGUGGGAGGGGGUGGGGGGGGGAGGGGGUGCGGGGGUGGAUUGAGGAGCAGAGGGAGUUUUUGGAUUCGAUGUUGAGGGAGAUGGUUGUUGUUGAGUAGGUUAGAGGAAUAGGUGAGAGGUGAGAGCAUGGGCCCGGGAGAUGAGCUGGUGUCUUGUUUGCUUGAUUUAUGCCAUGUUCAGAUUGAGCCUGUGCUUUGUCUUUAGUGUCCUUUCUCGCGGUUUUAUACAAUUGACGAGUGAGUAGGUUGUUGUAAGUCUCGUCGAAGCAUUCCAUACGCGACUCUCCAUACCUACUUAUAGUUGUCCUCUUGGUGCUGUAAUGUUAAAGACGAAGCAACCGUCUC